Molecule: messenger RNA, 951 nt
Organism: Closterium sp. NIES-65
Lineage: Eukaryota; Viridiplantae; Streptophyta; Zygnematophyceae; Desmidiales; Closteriaceae
Source: the annotation of a GenBank genome assembly
AUGUUUAGAAAGCCUACCGACAUUCGCGGGAAGCAGCGUUUGUCAGGAGCGGACGGAAAGAAGCUUCGGCGAAAAAUUCAAGACAAGUAUCCAGGCACCACCGACGAACAGCUGGAGGCGAUCCUGCCGGCCAAGGCUGACGUGGCGGUGACGAGGCUGGUGAAUCGCGUGCUGGUGUACGGACUCGAGAACGGUCUGCCCAUGCUCUUCGAUUGCGACGGCCGCGGCACGGAAAUCUACCCCACUGUGUUUGCGCUCUGGCGUGUACCCGACCUGCUGCCAUCGUUUCUUCUCACGGGCGAGGAGGUUUCCCGCUAUCUUCUUUCAGGGGCUGACCUUAUGGCGCCAGGCGUGAAGGUGCCUGUCGAAGGUUUGCCAGCGUUCCAACGAGGGGAAGUGUGGUCGGUGAAGGUUCCAGGGAACUCAUGCCCCAUUGCUGUACGUAUAACGUGCCUCUCCCCUUUCAUCACAAUGCCCCAUCCUGUUCCGUGCUCCACCUUUCUCGUAUCAAAAGUGGGCAUCACAGUGUUAGGGAGGGAAGAGGUUAUCCAGGCAGGCAUGCGAGGAAAGCUCCUCAGAAUAACCCACUCUUACCGCGACUCGUUAUGGGAGUCUGCAAAAGGAUCAUAUGUGCCCAACAAGGGCUUCCUGCCAGAUAUGGUUGCUUCUGACCCUGAUGCACAGCCCACGCUGUUGGAUGCACCACCUGCUGUUGCACCUGAAGAUUUCCUUAAAGAUUCACCUGAAGGUGACUCUGGUGCUGCUGCAGCUUGUGGAGGAGAGAGUGAGGGUAGGAGUGGUUGGGAGGGAGAGGCAGCACCGGUGGCUACCAGCUCUCUCUGGUCCAAUCACGUGCUGCCAUGUCGGCCGCCCGGCACAACAGUGGACAUAAAGAAGUCGUCUCACAAGAAGCUGAGCAAGUGGCUGCAUGCCAAGGCGGUUGAUGGGCUG